This is a messenger RNA of Glycine soja, 4185 nucleotides long. Its product is annotated as exocyst complex component SEC8-like. Gene Ontology annotation, biological process: Golgi to plasma membrane transport; exocytosis. The coding region runs from base 498 to 3695 and encodes 1065 amino acids. Gene Ontology annotation, cellular component: exocyst. The transcript has 27 exons. NCBI's taxonomy places the organism in Eukaryota, Viridiplantae, Streptophyta, Magnoliopsida, Fabales, Fabaceae. The record is from RefSeq and is a predicted model, not a curated record.
AAGAAGUCCAAAAACACUCGAUGGAAACUAAAAGCCUCACGGGUGAACCAUAUCUUCACGCUCGAUGACUCCAUCCAUCUUAGGUAGUAUAUAAUAGUUUUAAUAUUAUUUAUUUUACAAGUUAGAAAUCCGUCGAAACAUUAACGAACUACUCGAAAAUGCGUCGAAAGAAAACCACUCUCACUCUGUCUCUGUCUCCCUCCGAAAUUCGAAUUCCAAGCUUCAAAACUAUGGCAGCAAACAUGCAUACGAACCUUCACUUGAAAAUCAAUGGCAUGGAAUUCCCUGUUCUCCUCGGGGAAUUCCCUGUUGACAUCCCAAACCCUAGGCUUCCCGCCAUUAUUCAACCGUUCCAAAACCAAAUUCUUCCCAUUGCAGCUCAAGAGAACGAUGCGGUAUCCUCCACCACCUCUGAUCACCAAUGAGUUAUAGUUGCGGGUUGCUGGCGCAAGUGAAUCCUAUAUUUUCAUGGUGUGUGGAGACAUUGAAGACUCAAUAUGGGAAUUUUUGAUGAGUUACCUUUGCCUUCAGAAAAAGCUUAUUUGAGAGAAGACCUCUCUAGAAUAGAUGAGAGUUGGGUUGCUGCUCGUUUUGAUUCACUACCUCAUGUUGUUCACAUUUUGACAUCAAAAGAUCGUGAUGCUGCCGCCCAAUUUUUGAAGGAGCAAAGUGAUAUUAUUGAGGAGGUUGUGGAUGAAGUAGUACAUUCCUACCAUAGUGGCUUCAACAGAGCUAUCCAAAACUAUUCCCAGAUCUUGAAGCUCUUCAGUGAAUCCACUGAAAGUAUAUCUGUCUUAAAAGUAGAUUUGGGAGAGGCCAAGAGGCGCCUUAGUGCCCGCAAUAAGCAAUUGCAUCAACUAUGGUAUCGGUCAGUCACACUGCGGCAUAUAAUAUCCUUAUUGGAUCAAAUUGAAGACAUUGCUAAGGUUCCGGCUCGCAUCGAGAAACUCAUUGCUGAGAAACAAUUUUAUGCUGCGGUUCAAUUGCAUGUGCAAUCAAUACUGAUGCUUGAGCGAGGUCUCCAAACUGUUGGGGCGCUUCAAGAUGUCCGUUCUGAGUUGACGAAGUUACGUGGAGUCCUCUUUUAUAAGAUUUUGGAGGAUUUGCAUGCCCAUUUAUACAAUAAGGGUGAAUAUAGUGCUGCUGGCUCAACUUUGUUAGAGAAUGAUGACGAAUUACCAACUACCACUGCUGUUGCACUUGCUGCACAUAAUUCACAACCUCUGUCUCGGAGAACAAGAUCGCUCAAAGGUGACAAUCAGAAUAGUCUCCAGAUUGAUGGAUCAUAUAGGCCAGCAUCUAUGGAUGGAGGUUCUUUUGAUGGCCAUGAUGAGGCAGAUUCAAAUGAGGAAGCUACCUUAGAUGGGAAUAUGGCAACAGCGAGAAUCAAUGGUAAUGAUAUACCAAAGGAUUCUAACAAUGCUCUUCGUCAAAUGCCAACAUGGCUCUCAAAUUCGACACCUGAUGAAUUUCUUGAAACAAUUAGAAAAAGUGAUGCUCCGCUUCAUGUGAAGUAUCUCCAGACCAUGGUUGAGUGCCUUUGCAUGCUUGGCAAAGUUGCAGCUGCUGGAGCUAUUAUAUGCCAAAGAUUGCGGCCAACACUUCACGAGAUAAUUACAUCCAAGAUUAAAGCUCAUGCAGAGCUUUUGAAUUCAUCAAGGUCCAUUGGUCAGGGUUCCCGGACUGGAACAGGUAAUCUGCACUUCAUAAAAGGUCAACUAGAAAGUUAUCAGUUGCCAAAACAGAAGCAUAAGAAUGGAAUAUCUAUUGCUGGAACUCUGUUGGCUGUGAGUCCUGUAUCGCCUCUUAUGGCUCCUGGUGGGAAAGCACAGGUUGCUGCUAAGGAGCUUCUUGAUUCAAUUUUGGAUGCUGUUGUUCGAAUAUUUGAGAAUCAUGUCAUUGUUGGGGAGCUUUUGGAAGCAAAAGCAAGUCAGCAUGCUGACUUAAACACGCCAAAAUCAUUGCCAGUAGAUGUAAACUGGAGCCCUGAUUCUGAAGCAUCUCAAGUUACCGGAGGGUACAGCAUAGGUUUCUCCCUGACAGUGUUACAGAGUGAAUGCCAACAACUUAUAUGUGAAAUUCUGCGGGCCACUCCUGAAGCUGCAUCUGCUGAUGCUGCAGUGCAAACAGCUAGGCUUGCGAGCAAAGUCCCUUCUAAAGAUAAAAGGGAUGGAUCAGAAGAUGGUCUUACCUUUGCAUUUCGCUUUACAGAUGCUACAAUAUCUGUUCCUAACCAGGGAGUUGAUCUUGUUCGCCAAGGUUGGAGUAGGAAGGGUCCCAAUGUGCUUCAAGAGGGUUAUGGUUCUGCAGCAGUUUUGCCUGAGGAAGGCAUAUAUUUAGCGGCAUCCAUAUACCGACCUGUGCUUCAGUUCACAGAUAAAGUUGCUUCAAUGCUGCCAACAAAGUAUUCCCAACUCGGCAAUGAUGGGUUGCUAGCUUUUGUGGAGAACUUUGUGAAGGACCACUUUUUACCAACUAUGUUUGUAGACUACCGAAAAGGCGUACAGCAAGCCAUAUCGAGUCCAGCUGCAUUUCGUCCAAGGGCACAUGUGGCUACUACUUACACUUCGUCAAUUGAGAAGGGUCGACCUGUGUUACAAGGAUUAUUAGCUAUAGAUCACUUGACAAAGGAGGUGCUUGGCUGGGCACGAGCAAUGCCCAAGUUCUCUAAUGAUCUUGUGAAGUAUGUGCAAACUUUUCUGGAGAGGACUUAUGAAAGAUGCCGGACUGCAUACAUGGAGGCUGUUCUUGAGAAGCAGAGUUAUAUGCUUAUUGGGAGGCAUGAUAUUGAGAAAUUGAUGAGGAUUGACCCCUCAAGUGCAUAUUUACCGAAUCUGCUUGGUCAGUUAAAUGUGGAAAGUAAUUCAUCUGAUGCCGAAACAAUUGAGGCUGAAUUAGAACUUGGUGAAUUACUGCUAAAUUUGCGUCCUAUUAAACAGGAAAACCUAAUCCAUGAUGACAACAAACUUAUUCUGUUGGCAUCCCUUAGUGACUCAUUAGAGUAUGUUGCAGACUCUAUUGAAAGGCUUGGACAGACAACUCAAAGAGCAUCAAAUCAUGUUGGGGGAAAAUACCAUCACAGUCGUUCAGACAGUGCACCUACAAGGAGUCUAGCUUCAUUUGCUCAAGAUUAUAGGAAACUGGCAAUUGAUUGCCUCAAGGUUUUACGCAUAGAGAUGCAAUUGGAGACAGUAUUCCAUAUGCAGGAAAUGGCAAAUACAGAAUACUUGGAUGACCAAGAUGCUGAAGAGCCGGAUGACUUCAUCAUUUCGCUCACUGCACAGAUAACACGAAGAGAUGAGGAAAUGGCUCCUUUUAUUUCAAAUGCAAAGCGGAAUUAUAUAUUUGGUGGAAUUUGUGGGGUUGCAGCAAAUGCAUCUGUUAAGGCUUUGGCAGAUAUGAAAUCCAUAAAUCUUUUUGGCGUUCAACAAAUUUGUCGAAAUGCUAUUGCAUUGGAACAGGCAUUGGCAGCUAUUCCAUCCAUAAAUAGUGAAGCAGUGCAACAGAGAUUGGAUCGAGUCCGCACCUACUAUGAACUAUUGAACAUGCCAUUUGAGGCUUUGGUUGCCUUCAUUACAGAACAUAUACACUUGUUCACCCCUGCUGAGUAUGCCAAGCUUCUUAACGUUCAGGUUCCAGGAAGGGAAGUUCCUCCUGAUGCGCAAGAUAGAUUAUCUGAAAUAUUAUCCAUGUAGAAUGUUCUCUUUCGUUCCUAUUCCAGAAUUUUUGAACUGUUGGGGUGAUUGCAUCAAUUAUAUUUCUGAUUCAUAUUUCUGAAAAAAUGAUGAUGCAACAAACCGAUGCCGAUGUCCGAUCUUACAGCAAAUUACAAGAGUAGACUACCAGUGAAAAGAUGGUUUUGAUUCUGCCCUUGGUGAUAGCAAUUCCAUUUGCUCACUCAAUUGUUGUUAAUGUAAUGGUGAUGUCAAUUUUGGUUGCCGUUGUUGCUUUCCUUUUGGGUUAAGUCGCUUGCUCGCUCUAUUUUUUUGGGUAGAGUUUGGGUGUGAUGAGCAAUUUCAUUCAAGUCAAUAUGAAGAACAACCUGAAAUUCACAUGUAUAUUUUUCACGCUAAACUUAUUGUAUAUUUGCUUUCUUCAAUUGUGUUGCCUGUGUAAAUGAAAUUUUGUCGAGGAGGGAUUCCCUCUUGAUUAUUUUUAUAUCUGACUCGGAUCUUCUUGAACUAA